Beta vulgaris subsp. vulgaris (sugar beet) is the source of this 3336-nucleotide messenger RNA. Its product is annotated as RNA-binding KH domain-containing protein RCF3. The record is from RefSeq and is a predicted model, not a curated record. Lineage: Eukaryota; Viridiplantae; Streptophyta; Magnoliopsida; Caryophyllales; Amaranthaceae. The transcript has 8 exons. Gene Ontology annotation, biological process: regulation of gene expression. Gene Ontology annotation, cellular component: cytoplasm; nucleus. The coding region runs from base 681 to 2777 and encodes 698 amino acids. Gene Ontology annotation, molecular function: mRNA binding.
CCUGCAAAUCGUGACACACACCCACUUAAGCUAACUUGGUUAGAUUUUAAAGGGUAUAUUUUCUCUCUCUUACUCACCCAAUUUUCCCUCUCUAAACUUUAGGGUUUCUACUCUUCAAUACCCAAAACCCCAAUUUUUCUAUCAGAUUCAGAUAUCAUACAUUCAUACUUCUUGAGGAGAGAGAAAGAAAAAGAGUGUAUGUGUGCUUAAGAAAACAAAAGAAAAAGCAGGGUUUUUAAAAUCAUCAAAAAAGAUUGAAACUUUCUUCAAAUCUUGCUGAAAAAGAAGAAAGCAGCUGCAGCAGAAGAAGUAGGAGCAGAAGUUGAGGAAGAAGACGAUUUUAUUUGAGGGAAAUUUGAUUUGGUUUUAUGAAAUUAGAGUGAUUUAUGUUAUGGUGAUGGAUUUGAUUUAUUGACCUAUUUUACACAAAUGCCUGAUGCUAAUUUGGUUACAUAUUAGCAAAUUGUGGGGAUCUGAUUGAUUUUGUUAAAAGGACAGAUUGUGAAAAAGAGGUGUUUGAACACACAACAUUUAGCAUUUAGCAUUUAGCAUUUAGCAUUUGGGCGAGAAAAAAAAAACCCUCUUGAUUGAAAGAGGGGUUGGACAGUUUUAACAGUAUCUAUUGUGGACAAAUUUUAAGGGACUGACCCAGAAAAGAGGAGACACUUACACAAGUCACAAUGGACAGAUCAAGAUCUAAGAGGAGCUACUACUAUGACCACCAAGACUAUGACCCAGAACCAUUUUCUAGGACAAGACCAAGAUACAACAACAACAACAACUCUGCACCUAGCCAACACCAUUACCCGAGCAGCCGCCAUCGAGGCGGGGGAGGAGGGGGGGGGUUUGGUGGAGGUGGAGGUGGAGGUGGAGGAGGUGGAGGUGGGGGUGCUGGUGGAGGAGGGAGGAUGGGAGGGAAGGGUUCGGAUUCGUCGAUGGUAACUACUAGUUAUAGGAUACUAUGCCAUGAUAUGAAGGCAGGAGGAGUGAUUGGGAAGUCAGGAAGUAUAAUAAAGGCCAUAAGGCAGCAUACUGGGGCAUGGAUCAAUGUACAUGAGCUAAUGCCUGGUGAUGAGGAAAGGAUAAUUGAGAUUUCUGAUACUAGGAGGAGGGACCCUGAUGGGAGAAUGCCGUCAUUUUCGCCUGCGCAAGAGGCAUUGUUUUUAAUCCAUGAUAGGAUACUUGAGAGUGAAGGUUUUGUGGAGGGGGAGGUUGAUUAUGGUGGUCCUGGGAGAGGUGCAAUGGGGGGUGCUGGUGGUGGUGGGAAUAACAGUGGGAGGGUCGUAUCAAGGUUGGUUGUGUCAAGGAUGCAUGUUGGGAGUUUGUUGGGGAAAGGGGGGAAGAUUAUUGAGCAAAUGAGGGUUGAGACUAAGACCCAGAUUAGGAUUCUCCCUCGCGAUCAUUCGUUGCCUCGUUGUGUUUCCAUGGGAGAGGAGAUUGUUCAGGUUGUUGGUGAUGUGCAUGCUGUAAAGAAUGCCAUAGCUAUUAUUUCAUCACGCUUGAGAGAGAGCCAGCACCGUGAUCGCAGUCAGUACCAGGGGAGAAAUACCUCAGAGGAUCGUUUUGUUGAAGAAGACUUCGUUCAUCAUAUGAAUCGUAGAUCAUCUAUGGAUGGUUCCCCUUACAAUUCCCGAAUGCAGUCCAAUUCUUCCAAUAGUAGGGGAAAUAAUUAUUCAUCUCGCUCAGGAGGUUAUAUGUAUGAGUCUGAAGGUGCUAACCGUACUGAAAAUAUCCGACCCUCUUUUGAAGACCUUGUGUUUCGAAUCCUUUGCCCAAACGAUAGGGUUGAUAGCGUGGUAGGGGAGUCCAAUGGGAUUAUGGAUAUUCUUCAAAAUGAAAUUGGUGUGGAUGUUAAGGUUUCUGAAGUAGUUGAUGGUUCAGAUGAGCGCAUAGUUAUUAUCUCAUCCGAUGAGGGGCCUGAUGAUGAACUAUUUCCAGCUCAGGAAGCAUUGCUGCAUAUUCAGACCCGUAUUGUAGAUUUGGUUCCAGACAAGGAUAAUAUUGUCACUACGAGGCUGCUUGUUGCGGCGAGUGAUAUUAGAUGCCUAGAGGAAGGAGAUGGGUUGUUAUCGGAGCUGAAAAAAUUAACCGGUGCAGAUGUAGAAGUCCUACCUAGAGAAAAAGUUCCAGCAUUCAUAUCGGGCUCUGAUGAGCUUGUCCAGAUUUCGGGAGAGAUAAAAGCAGCUCGUGAAGCUCUUGUUGAGGUGACCGCAAGACUCAGGAGCUAUUUAUACAAGGAGUUCUUCCAGAGGGAUAUGCUACCACCACCUGACCCAACUCCAGGUUCUUUCGGAAACGGGCCUUCUGGGACAGAACCAGCAAAUAAUUCCGCCCCAGCCCAUGAGUCAGUGGCUAGCGAGUCUCCUGCUGUAGUUUCUCAAAGUGUGCACACUACUACCGCUGGACAACCAAAUAAGGAUGUUGGAUUGUCAAGCAGCGAAACAUCAAGACAGAAUGAAAGCCGUGAAGAUAGUGCCAGCAGCCGCCGUGAAGAUACACCAUCCAACUUGAACAGUGGCAGGAUUCAGGUACCCAUGGUCACUAGGAGCACUCUGGAAGUUGUCAUACCAGAAUAUGCUGUUACAAGGCUUCUAGGGAAAUCUAAAAACAAAUUGGCUCAAAUUAGUGAGUUAUCUGGAGCUAAUGUUACUCUGAUAGACGAUGAGCCUGAUGGGUCCGAAAAAGUCAUCAGAAUAAGGGGAUCUCCAGAGCAGGCUGAGAGAGCCCAGAGUUUACUUCAGGGCUUUUUCUUGAGCAUUCAAGAAGAUGGCCCUUGAGGUGGAUGAACGUGAUGAGCGCAUCCAGUGACAUGGGAAGCGCUUUCACUUUUCCAUCUGCUGUUGUUUUUCAGCAAGUUUUUGGUCAGGCCUCUGAGCAUCUUUUCUCUUACCCUAAGCUUCCAUAGAGAACUACUUAGGUGUUCGAGUUUUCUGGAAGCUAGGAAAUCAGAGGGUCUAUUUUGUUUGUAAAUAUGUAUCAGAAUGCUCUCAGAUUUACCCUUUGGAUCUUCUAGAUAUUUUGUUAAGUUGAAUUCAUCAGUGUAAUAGUACUUAUUUUAUUUCUGUACCACUCUAGUUUAGUAGUGUAUCAUUUUGUUUUCAUGGUUGAUGUCUUAUAGCUCCUUGUGAAAUCGGAAGUCAGAUGAUGCGUUAUGGCGCUUGAAAUGUGCUGUUGCUUCAAUUAGCUUUGGAUGAAGAUUCACCUAAACUUACUCAUUCGGAGUAAUUUGGAGUAACACUAGCAGCAGAGUUCAUUACUGUUAUGGAACUGCUUGAUUUACAUUUUGACUGGAUGUAUGAGGUAAUUUAUUAAUAGAGUAUUUUGUAUUCUAAUGUA